AGUGAUAGAAUGCCAAUAGCUUUUCCACGUACAACAACACCAAUGUCCAAUGUUGGUGUCGGUGGACAGAAGAUUCCAAAGAAGCAGCCAUUGACAACUAAUAAGGAGAAGUUACUCAAUGGUAUAUCACUGAAAGUGACAAACAAGUUGCAACAACAUCAACAACAGCAUCAACAACAGAAUAAUAGGAAGAUACAACAACAACAAGAUAAAGAUAUCAAUCAUGAUCACAUGCUGAUAGAUCACAUGAAGAAGAAUAUAAAUAGGAAGUCAUCAACACAAUCUACACAAUCCAAACAACAAACGAAAAAGGCAAGCGCCUCACAUGAUGACGACGACGAUCAAGACGACUACGAUGACACUCGCGUCAAACCAAAGAAUGAGCAGCUCAAGAGGUUUGAGACAGAUCUCGAGGGAAACACCAAGCCUCUGCUACACAGGCUCAUCAAGUUUGUCGAGGCAGCGCCACAGGACAACCCAAACAACGCCCUAAAGAAGAAGUACAAGCCUAUCAACAGGCUGGCCGAAGUCGAGUUGGCAAGGACUGCGAACAGCAAUGGCAAGAAGGGCCAGACAGCCCCCGCCGCCAAGGCUGAGGUGCUCGAUGACAACGUACUGCAUCCUCCCAAGAAGGUGAUAUUUGGCCAGGACAAGGUGGACACGCUGAUGAGCUGGAAGAUGGUGCGCAAGGUUGGCUCGGGCCUCAAUAACAUUGGCAACACGUGCUUCAUGAACUCGGUGCUCCAGUGUCUUACGUACUGCCCGCCGCUCGCCAACUACAUGUUGUCUCAGGAACACUCCAAGUCAUGCACCAUCCAGGGAUUCUGCAUCUUCUGCUCGAUGGAGAGGCAUAUUGCGCGCUCCCUCACCACACACAGCGGCUCCAUCACGCCCAAGGAGAUCGCCUCCAAUCUAAAGAGUGGGUAUCCUCCCCUUGGAAUCGAGUUCGCGCCAGGCUUUCGUCUGGGCAGGCAGGAGGACUCACAUGAGUUCACUCGCUUCGUCAUUGAGGGCAUGCAAAAGGUGUGCCUGGCGCGCUUCCCCAAGGGCGCGCUGACACAUCGCGACACUAUGACGACGGUGGUGGGCAGCAUCUUUGGCGGCUACCUGCAGAGCCAAGUCAAGUGCACGGUGUGCAACCACGACUCCAACACAUACGAUCCCUUCAUGGAUCUGAGCGUCGACAUCAACCAGGCCGACUCGCUGACGCGCGCUAUGCAGCGCUUCGUGCGACCCGAAGUGCUUGAUGGCUCCAACAAGUACAAGUGCAGCAAGUGCAAGAAGCUGGUGCGCGCCACCAAGCGCAUGUCGGUGCAUCUGGCACCGCCCAUCCUCACCGUUCAGCUGAAGCGCUUCAGCUAUCUGGGCUUCCACGGAGGCAAGAUCAGCAAGCCCAUCCAGUUUGACGCGUCGUUCAAUCUGGCGCCGUUCAUGACUACGACCACCACCAGCGACGCCAUGUAUGACCUGUAUGGUGUGCUGGUGCACUCGGGCUCAUCCACCAACUCGGGCCACUACUACUGCUUCAUCAAGUCGUCUAGUGGCGUGUGGCACAACAUGAACGACGAGUCUGUUCACCAAGUGAACCAAGCGACCGUACUAUCACAGAAGGCAUACAUCCUAUUCUACUCGAGGCGCACCGAUGGCUCGAGAUCAACAUCACAGGCGUCGUCCAAUGGACACCGUCAGUCAGCAGCUGAUGGAGCAGCCAAUACUCCCACAUCAUCGUCGUCAUCAUCGCCAUCGUUGUCUUCAACAGCGUCUGGCGCAGCAGCCGCCGCCACUGCCGAGGCAGCACUGAUCCCUCAACUCAUCGCACACAGAGCACACAGUAUGAAGGCACAGGAGGUGAAUGGAGGUUCAACCGCCAGCAGCCCAGCAAUCACAAACGGCACAAACAAUGGAAAGAAGAGGAAGCAACCAUCAUCAGAUGAGGGUGAGAGUGAGGUCGGAGGCGAGACAAAGGCCACGCCCACCACAGCCAAUGGCCGCAGCAACGGCAAUGGCAACAGCAAUGGUACAUACGUUAAGCUGUGGGAUGACAAGACAUUGGACAAGGACACACAGAAGGUGAUCGAGGCCGACAGGUCCAAGGCAGAGAAGGUUGGCAAGGAACUUGCCAGCAAGCCAACCACAGGCAACGAGUCAAGCCAGUUCAACUUUAGUGUUGGUCAAUGGGAUGACGCUGAUGAGGAGAUGGUCAAGGCACAGAAGGAGCUGCUACACAAUGAUGAGACGCUGAAAGAGGUGCGACAUGAGAAGGAUGCAUGGGACGCAGAGUUUGAUAUGGGUAGGAAGAAGAAGAUCAAGAAGAGAAAGGAGAUAGACUUUAGCGAGAACAAGUUCGAUGCUCAACUCCUAGUGAAUCAGCAGAAGAAGGAGGACCGACUCAAGUUUGGAGACCAGCCUCGAGACAAUAACAAUGGCGGUGCCUCUCGUAAACAGCAGUUUAACAUUGGAGUGCCAUCAAAUAGGCCCAAUGGAAAUGGCAAUGGACAACGAAAUGGUCAUGGACAUGGUAAUGGAAAUGGAAAUGGAAACAGACAACAAGGACCAGGUGGCAAAGGAAAGUUCAACAAGCAAGCACAUCAAAGGCCAUCAUCCAAU
Messenger RNA from Acytostelium subglobosum LB1, 2607 nucleotides. RefSeq lists its product as hypothetical. NCBI's taxonomy places the organism in Eukaryota, Evosea, Eumycetozoa, Acytosteliales, Acytosteliaceae. The transcript is spliced from 2 exons. Gene Ontology annotation, cellular component: nucleus; cytosol. The annotation marks the transcript as partial. Gene Ontology annotation, biological process: protein deubiquitination. The record is from RefSeq and is a predicted model, not a curated record. Gene Ontology annotation, molecular function: cysteine-type deubiquitinase activity; cysteine-type endopeptidase activity.